GAUUAAAAAGCAAAAAGUCGCUAUUUUGGGCUUUGCUAUUAGCUGGGUAACCUUAGUUCUUAGCCUAUCUGCGAUCAGUUGGUUCUUAAUGGGAAAAAUCACAGGGCUAAAAUAUACAGUGCCUUUCACUUUCAACAUCGAAUAAAGGGGUUACAAUUACCUAGCAUUCUCUAUAGCACUCUUCCUUUUUAAAAAUUUGUAGUUAAUGGCUGAACUUUACAAUUACUUAGAUAAAAGAGGACUGGGAUAAUGGAGUUUUGCAAACUUCUGAUGGAAAUUCUAAAAACGAUUAUUAUCUUUAAUAGCUAGCGUUGGAAUUCUUUCAACAAGUGAUUAUUUCCCUUUAGUCAUACAUUGUUAUCCCCCCUUCCCAUCCCACAAAACAAACUGAAAAGCACAAAAUAAGUGAGAAAAAAAAUCAGUCCAAUUCUAAUAUUUAGGUAAAUUCACUUUCCAAUUUUUGUUUAAAUGCAUACAGUUGUACGUAUUGCUUUGUAAUAUGUUUUGUUUCUCUUUGGACAUAUAUUUCUUAUGAGGAUUUUCCCAUGUAAUAACAUAUUCUUAGGUUGCUUCUAAACAACUUCUUUCAUUCUUUUCCUUCUUUCUAGGAUACAGGGGCCGAGGAGGCCGAAUCUUAGAGCGAUGCUGGGUGUUCUGGUGAUAGAAAUAAUAUGAUUAAGUUUUAGGGUGAGAGAGAGUGGUGGGGGCGGGAAAGAUGCUUUGGGAGAGAAUAAAAGAAGCAAGCUCCCCAGAAGACCUGAAAUUUCCGACUAGAAGAUUUGUAUGUAGUUUUUAGUAAACUUCAGCAGGGGGCGCUCGGAAAUUGUCGCCAGUUUCAGAACAACCUCCCAGACUUUACUCUCUAGAAAACUGUACAGUGUUUCCGGCUCUUCUCAGUUACAGUGGCUCGUUAAGUUUUCGGAGAAGCUCGGGGACUCUGGGUCUCGCUUUCCCGGUUCCAACGCCGCCAGUGCGGCGGUGCAGGGUCUGGGCUGGUUAUGGCGUCCCCUUCUCGGAGACUGCAGACUAAACCAGUCAUUACUUGUCUCAAGAGCCUUCUCUUGAUCUACACCUUCAUCUUUUGGAUCACUGGCAUAAUCCUUCUUGCUGUGGGCAUUUGGGGCAAGGUGAGCCUGGGAAAUUAUUUUUCCCUUUUAAAUGAGAAGGCCACCAACGUCCCCUUUGUGCUCAUUGCCACCGGCACUGUCAUUAUUCUUUUGGGCACCUUUGGUUGUUUUGCUACCUGCCAAGCUUCUGCAUGGAUGCUAAAACUGUAUGCAAUGUUUCUGAUUCUCAUUUUUUUGGUUGAACUGGUUGCUGCCAUUGUAGGAUUUAUUUUCAGACAUGAGAUUAAGAACAGCUUUAAGAAUAAUUAUGAGAAGGCUUUGAAACAGUAUAACUCUACAGGAGAUUAUAGAAGCGAAGCAGUAGACAAGAUCCAAAAUAUGUUGCAUUGUUGCGGUGUCACUGAUUAUAGAAAUUGGGAAGAUACUAAUUAUUACUCAGAAGCAGGAUUUCCCAAGAGUUGUUGUAAACUUGAAGAUUGUUCACCACAGAGAGAUGCAGAUAAAAUCAACCAUGAAGGUUGUUUUUUAAAGGUGAUGGCCAUUAUUGAGUCAGAAAUGGGAGUUGUUGCAGGAAUUUCCUUUGGAGUUGCUUGCUUCCAGCUAAUUGGAAUCUUUCUAGCCUACUGCCUCUCUCAUGCCAUAACAAAUAACCAGUAUGAGAUAGUGUAACCAGCAUAUACACAGGCUUAUUCCUCUCCAACUUUAAGGAAUCAAACUCAGGACCUUGAGCUUGCCAGGCAGGUGCAGCAGCACUGAGCUACAUCCCCGGCCCUUAAAUUAACUUUUUUUCUUCAAUUUUAGGAUACCUAGAUUUCCCUUUUUGAAAUCUAAGAUCACUUGGAUGGAAGACUGGUGAUAUUAAUUACCAGUAAGCUAAAAAACUAUAGCAAUAGACAUUUAAUCAAUAUAUUUGUUUAGUACAUUCUAAGUCCACCUCUGUCCCAUUCAUUUUAUGUCAUUGAAACCUUGUAUCCUUCUGAAACACUGGAAGAGCUAAUAAUCUGUAAAUGAAGUAAUACUAUUUCUCUUGAAUUUCAUUUUUCUCACUGUGGAGCUUUUGAAAGGCACUGUAAAUUUGCUAUUUUGAUAUAGUGUUGGUAGAAACUUAACUCCUCUGCUGAAUUUGCUAUUGAUUUGAUGUGAUAGAAAAUUGAUCUCUUUGAACUGGCCCCUUCCCAACCAAGAUUAUUUGGUUUAAUUGUGUAAUUUGUACCAAGAAAAUAAAAUGUUCUAUUAGUCUCUGUUCUCCUGACAGGCAGAAUCACACUGUGUAAUUUAAUUCCAACUAGUCAUUGGUGGUACCUUGUGCUUGCGAGGCAGGCGGGGGAACCACUGAACUAAAUCACCAGCCCUCAACAACUAGUCAUUGGAUAGAACCUAUCAUUGGAGUUCCUGGGGGUGGUAACAGUCUAAGGCAGUGGUGGUGAACCUAUGGCACACAUUUUGUAGCCAGCCGGUGGUUAUCAUUGAAAGUUCUGAAAAGUUCACCAUCACCGGUCUAGGACCUUGGGUCUAAAGCACUGAGAGUAAAAAGCACUAUCCGUAUUCUGUGAUAAAUAGGUUUUAGCACAAUUUACAUUUCCUUGCCUCAAUAUUAAAGCAUCUAUACUGAUACUAUAUUUAUACUUUCCUGAUGGUUUGGAAGGUUCUAAUUUUUGCCUUAAUGGUGCCAGAAUUAUUAUAUUUUCCUUAGGAAUUUAGUGGAACUUCAUUAACUUUAGCUAGAAUUUCCUUAACAGGUUGAUAUCACUUGUUAAUAUUAUGGUCAACUUUAAUAGUCUUCAUUUUGAUUUGUGACUUUGAUUAGUAAAUAUAAAUCUGUUACACAAUAAAUAUUGUUUUCCUGUAAAAGAAUUGUGUUUUCUUCUAAAAAAUCUACUGAGAUGACCAUUUUACACUGGCAAAGUGAAGCUCCAUAUUUCUGCUUGGAAGUACAUUUUUAGGUAUGAAAUGUGACAGGCUUUGACUCUGUUGUUAAAAAUUUAACGUCCCUGUGUUAAAAAUUAUUUCCUGUGGUAGGAUUGCAUUCCAUGUUAUGAAAUGGUAUGUGCUUAGCAUUCUCUUAGAGAUUAAAUUUUUUGUUAUAUAUUUUGCAUUAAAAUGUAUAGAAAAAAAUUGUAUAGGGAAGGAUGUAACCUAUAUCUUCAAUAUAAUAAGGAAAUUAAUAAUUAUUAAAAUUUGUGUUGAAACGGG
This is a messenger RNA of Heterocephalus glaber (naked mole-rat), 3260 nucleotides long. It is a transcript of the gene Tspan6, whose product is annotated as tetraspanin 6. Gene Ontology annotation, cellular component: plasma membrane. The record is from RefSeq and is a predicted model, not a curated record. Lineage: Eukaryota; Metazoa; Chordata; Mammalia; Rodentia; Bathyergidae.